Messenger RNA from Capsella rubella, 1550 nucleotides. RefSeq lists its product as uncharacterized. Gene Ontology annotation, biological process: protein deubiquitination. Gene Ontology annotation, molecular function: cysteine-type deubiquitinase activity. The record is from RefSeq and is a predicted model, not a curated record. The coding region runs from base 32 to 1084 and encodes 350 amino acids. NCBI's taxonomy places the organism in Eukaryota, Viridiplantae, Streptophyta, Magnoliopsida, Brassicales, Brassicaceae. The transcript has 10 exons.
GUUUUUUUUUUUUUUUUUUUUUUGGUUGAAGAUGGUGUCACAUGAAGAAAACACAGGUAUUGUGGAAUGGUUUCUUGGUCCGCAUCCAUACGCGUAUCCUCCUUAUGGUAUUGAGAUGAUUCAUGAGGAUGAUGAAGUAGCUCAUCAUCACCAGAGCGGUGAGUAUUACAGAGAGUAUGAAGAUCAUCAUCCUAGUAGCGAUGUAGAUAAUGAUGAGAUCAUUGCAAGAACACUCCAAGACGAUUUUUUGCAGCUUGAAAUCGCAGAAAGUAAUGAUUAUCCGCAUCAACAACAACAACACCAUCAACAAGAAGGUUAUACUAACAACUAUAGUAAUAACAACAAUGGAUAUGCUUGGAAUGAUCGGCCUGCUGUGAAUUAUUCUUCAGAAUGGGUAGGAAAUGAUAACGAUCAAGAUGGGAGGAGUGAUGAUUCGGUUAACGUCUUUUCAUGUUCAAGCCCGAGUGACACGGAUGAGUAUGUGUACUCGUGGGAAUCAGAUCAAUGUGAUGCUGAUGGUGAAUUUGGAAGGAGAUUGAAUCAAAUGGUUCCCAUUCCGUAUAUACCAAAAAUAAAUGGAGAAAUACCUCCAGAAGAAGAAGCAGUUUCAGAUCAUGAAAGACUUCGGAAUAGGUUAGAGAUGUUUGACUUCACGGAGGUUAAGGUUCCAGGGGAUGGUAAUUGCCAGUUCCGUGCUUUAGCUGAUCAACUGUACAAAACCGCAGAUCGCCAUAAACAUGUUAGACGACAAAUAGUAAAACAGCUCAAAUCUCGUCCAGAUUCUUAUCAAGGAUAUGUUCCUAUGGACUUCUCUGAGUAUCUAAGAAAGAUGUCACGGAGCGGUGAGUGGGGCGAUCAUGUGACAUUACAGGCAGCUGCAGAUGCGUAUCGGGUGAAAAUAGUAGUCCUAACAUCGUUCAAGGAUACAUGUUACAUCGAAAUUCUUCCUACCUCCCAAGAGUCCAAAGGAGUAAUCUUCUUGAGCUUCUGGGCAGAGGUUCAUUACAAUGCCAUCUACUUAAACAGAGAUACAUCUGAAACAGAGCUACAGAGGAAGAAAAAAUGGUGGCGUUUCGGAAACUAGACAGGCCAAGGAUCAUCAUCACUGGGUUACAUUAAUAUUUAUUGACUUGAGAGAGGGAUGUUCUUUGAAAUAGUCCCUUCGUAGAGAGAGGAUGAACAGAGCUCACAGCUUCAAAAAGGCUUACAAUAAUAUUAUUUUCUUCUUUGAAAGAAAGAAAAUUUUCUGCCAAAAAACAGAAUUAACAAAUGAAAUAAAAAAUACACAACAUUUUGAUCAUUUCCUUGUUCAUCUAGUCCAAAUCCGAACGAACAGUUCCAACGAAUUAACUUUUUGUCGUAUAUUAUUACUUCUAAGAAUAUUAACCUUAGGAAACUGAUCAAAAGGAUUGUGAAUGAAAUAAACAUCGAAACAAUUUCCUAAGUGAGUCUUUUGAGUGAUGGAUAACAUGACAAACCCGGAGGAGUUAACUGUGUCGCUCUAGACAUCAUCUAAAAGAUCAAUUUAAGUUAAAAAGAAAAUAAAAAAC